CGCGCCAGCCCCCUGGUCGUGCCCCCUCUAUCAUCGUCGACGAAUUUGAUGACUGUUCGCCUCGCGCUCGAUCGCCUCGCGCACGAAGCCGGCUCGGUGCCAAUGCUGCUCGUCGUGCCCGAGACACCAGCUUUCCGCUGUCGUGCUCGAGAGGCGGCAGCAGGCGCUAUCGUGCUCGAGGUUGGCUGCUCGUACGGAGAGGCGACCGCAUCCCUUCUCGCCGCGGGUGCGGCGUCUGUGCUCGGGCUCGACUCAUCGAUCGAGUGCCUCCGCUCCGCUCGCGGCUCGGAGCGACUCGCGCCGCACCUCUCGACCGGACGCCUCUCCCUCCGCCUGCUCGACGCGCUUCGCUACCCAGCGCAGCUCCAGGCGGCCGCGCAGUCCGUUCGGCCUUCGGUGGUGCUGCUCGAUAUUGGCGGGGACCGUGACCUGCCCUCUGUCUUUCGCACGCUCUGCGCCCUGACCGACGCCACGUCGAGCCGGCCACCCAGGCUCUUCCUCGUCAAAAGCCGCGAGCUGUACGCCGCCGCCGCCGCCGCCGCCGCCGCCGGUGUCGGCACGUGGAGCACCUUGCGAGAGCGGCUGGCGAAGCAUGUCUCUCCGCCGCCGGCCUCGGGCGAGCGAGUGGCGGAGCGGGCCCGGGAGGGGCUGCGGGCGGCGGGAGGAGGCGGAGGAGGAGGCGAAGGAGGAGCCUCGGCGGGCGGUGUGGGCAGAGAGGAGGCGGAGGCGACGGCGCCGCUUUGCCACGCGUUCCUCAACACGGGCGCCUGCCGCCGCCGAAAGGGCUGCGGCUUCCGCCAUGUGCAGCCCGACCACCCCGACGCGAUCGCCGACGCAGCCAAGCGCGCGGCCCCGGGCCGCGCGCCCAGCCCGGCUGGCUGCCCGCGAGGCUCGAGGCGAGGCUGCUGCCGGGCGAGAGCCAGCUCGCCAGGCUCGAGUGCGCGCCCACCGAGCCGUCCACGGCGUGCGCCGCAGCUGAGACAGUGUUUUUAUACAGGCAAGGUUGAAG
This is a messenger RNA of Emiliania huxleyi CCMP1516, 1009 nucleotides long. RefSeq lists its product as hypothetical. Lineage: Eukaryota; Haptophyta; Isochrysidales; Noelaerhabdaceae. The transcript has 5 exons. Gene Ontology annotation, molecular function: metal ion binding. The annotation marks the transcript as partial. The record is from RefSeq and is a predicted model, not a curated record.